AUGGCUACAAUUGAGAACCCAGCAAUCCCUAAGGGCUCGACGGUUCUCGUGACAGGGGCGAAUGGCUUUCUGGGUUCGCAUAUAGUCGACCAAUUCCUUCGCACCGGGUAUAGGGUCCGUGCUGCCGUUCGUGACCCCCGUAAAGAAUCUUGGGCAAAUGAGCUAUUCGGAAAGCUCUAUGGGAAAGAAAACUUUGAACUUGUUGCUGUACCUGCGAUGGACGUCGAGGGUGCCUUUGAUGAAAUUGUAAAAGGAAUUGAUAUCUUUGUGCACUCGGCUGCCGUCGUCACAUUUGAGCCAGAGGCAAGCAAGGUUAUACCGGUGACGAUUGCCGGUGCUCUGAACGCCCUCAAAGCUGCCUAUUCUGAGCCGAGCGUUAAACGAUUUGUGCUUACCUCUUCUUCGACAGCUGCCGUGGGGCUCCUUGACGAACCAGGGACCAUUGUAACGGAAGACAAAUAUAAUGAAAAGGCUAUCAAGAAGGCUUGGGACGGACCGCCAUAUGAACCCAGUCACUCGAUAAUUGUCUAUGAAGCCAGUAAGGCCCAGUCUGAGCAGGAAGUGUGGAAGUACCAUAAGGAACAUCAAGCGAAGCGCCCCGAUCUUGUGGUCAACACAGUUCUACCAAAUUUUAUUAUCGGGCGUUCUGUCGACCCUGUAGGCCAGGGAUCUCGCAGCACAUUCUCCUUGAUCCUUGAUCUAUGGAACGGGAAGAAGAACGAGAUGCUUGCUGCACUCCCUAGACAACACUUUGUUGACGUUGAGGACACUGCCCUGCUGCACGUUGCCGCAGCAGUCUUGCCGCAUGUUCAAGGCCAGCGUAUCUUUGCCUUCGCCGACGAGUUUAGCUGGGACAGAACUCUGAGCGUUAUGCGGAAGAUCGAUCCUACGCGAAAUCUUCCCGAGGAAUUUUCGGAUGGUCAGGGCCAGUGGAAUGUGAUCGUAGCUAGUUCGAAGGCCGAGAAGCUCUUGCAAGAGCUUGGACGACCGGGUUGGACACGUUUUGAGGAUAGUGUGGCUGCCAAUGUACGAGAUGCUUAG
Messenger RNA from Penicillium chermesinum, 1041 nucleotides. RefSeq lists its product as uncharacterized. Gene Ontology annotation, molecular function: oxidoreductase activity, acting on the CH-OH group of donors, NAD or NADP as acceptor. NCBI's taxonomy places the organism in Eukaryota, Fungi, Ascomycota, Eurotiomycetes, Eurotiales, Aspergillaceae. The record is from RefSeq and is a predicted model, not a curated record. Bases 1 to 1041 code for a protein of 346 amino acids. The transcript is spliced from 4 exons.